GGGGUUGCGUGCACGCGCGCCCGUAUGUGUGUGUGCGAAACAGAGCGGAGGUGAAGAAGAGGAGGAUGAAGCAGGGAGCGGAGGAUGGGAGGAAGAGUGGAGUGAGAGAGAGAGAAAGAGAGAGAUAGGCUGGCUAUCAAGGGCUCGUGUGAAGUGUGAAUGUCUGGAAAGGGCUUCGAUGGGAGUUUUAUCGCAGCGCCGAAACAAAGACGCGAUUUUUUUACCAUCCGGAGAAACAUUGUAGCGGAAACUUUAAACUUUUACCCGCCAGAGCGGCAGCGCCGUGCCGGGUCCCGGCUUUGUCUCGCAACGGGGGGAAGUACGCCAGUACACGCGAGGAUAUAAAGAACCAGCAGCACUUUUGGAUACGCAUUUUUAUCCACACAACGAGAGAAUCCGUGAUUAUUGUGUUUGCUUAGGAGAGUGAGAGAAUGGCGGCCAACAUGUACCGCGUUGGAGAUUAUGUGUAUUUUGAAAAUUCCUCCAGUAACCCGUAUCUGAUUCGUCGAAUAGAAGAACUCAACAAGACUGCCAAUGGAAAUGUAGAAGCCAAGGUGGUAUGUCUCUUCAGGCGGAGAGAUAUAUCCGCCAACCUGAACACUCUGGCCGAUAGCAAUGCAAGAGACUUUGAAGAGGAGUCCAAGCAGCCUUCAACGUCAGAACAGCAGAAACACCAGCUCAAGCACAGAGAACUGUUCCUGUCUCGGCAGUUUGAGUCUCUCCCUGCUACACACAUACGAGGAAAAUGCAAUGUCACACUUUUGAAUGAGACUGAUGUUUUAACUGGCUACCUUGAGAGAGAGGACUGUUUCUUCUACUCUCUGGUGUUUGACCCAGUGCAGAAGACCCUGCUGGCUGACCAGGGUGAGAUCAGAGUGGGAUCCAAAUACCAGGCAGAGAUCCCUGACAAACUGGCUGAAGGUGAUUCAGACAAUCGAGUGCAGGAGAAGCUUGAGACAAAGGUUUGGGAUCCUAAUAACCAGCUGAAGGAUCCUCAGAUAGACCAGUUCCUGGUGGUGGCACGGGCUGUUGGUACAUUUGCACGUGCACUAGACUGCAGCAGUUCAAUCCGCCAACCCAGUCUGCACAUGAGCGCAGCGGCUGCAUCUAGAGACAUCACGCUGUUCCAUGCCAUGGACACUCUGCAGAAGAACGGCUAUGAUCUUGCCAAGGCCAUGUCGACGCUGGUGCCGCAAGGUGGCCCGGUGCUGUGCAGGGACGAGAUGGAAGAGUGGAGCGCCUCAGAAGCCAUGUUGUUUGAGGAGGCUCUGGAGAAAUACGGCAAAGACUUCAAUGACAUUCGCCAAGACUUUUUGCCCUGGAAGUCAUUAGCUAGCGUGGUCCAGUUCUACUACAUGUGGAAGACUACUGAUCGUUACAUCCAGCAGAAAAGACUAAAGGCAGCAGAGGCUGACAGCAAGCUGAAGCAGGUGUACAUCCCCACCUACACCAAACCCAACCCCAACCAGAUCAAUGCACCUGGAAGUAAACCUGGCAUGAAUGGUGCCACCGGCUACCAGAAAGGCCUCAGUUGUGAAAGUUGCCACACUUCCCAGUCCCAGCAGUGGUACGCAUGGGGCCCUCCCAACAUGCAGUGCCGACUAUGUGCAUCCUGUUGGAUUUACUGGAAGAAGUAUGGUGGUCUUAAGACCCCUACUCAACUAGAGGGCGCCACAAGAACUGGCUCAGAUGCAGCUCCACGUGGUCACAUGACCCGCCAGGAGGUACAGGGCAUGUCCCCGUUUACCAGCAGCGCAGGGAGAGCUAAACUUUUGGCUAAAAAUCGGCAGACCUUCAUCCUGCAGACCACUAAACUCACUCGAAUCGCCCGUCGGGUGUGCCAGGACAUCCUACAGUCCCGCCGAGCAGCUCGCCGCCCCUACGCUUCCAUUAAUGCCAAUGCUGUCAAAGCAGAGUGUAUGAUAAGACUUCCUAAAGCAGCAAAGAGUGCUAUGAAGAACCGCCUUAUUCCUCGACCGUCCCUCAACAAUAUAGUUAAAGAAUUGGCUGUUCAAGCUCCUUUGAAACUCAAAGCCCCUCGAGGUGCUCCAACCCCUAUCAACCGUAACCAGGUUAACCAGCCUCGGAGCGCAUCCGCCCUACUGGGCAAGAGGCCCUUUGACAAUGCUGGAGGUAAUUCUUUGUCCACCAAUGGAAGACCCUUUGCACUGGGAAUGAGAGCAGCCAACCAGUCAGUCAUUAAGAGGCAGAAGGUCAGUCAAGGAGAUGCUCCGAAUCCAGUGGUGUUUGUGGCUACAAAAGACACCAGAGCCCUGAGGAAACACCUCACUCAGGCCGAGAUGAGGCGGGCGGCCAGAAAACCACACCUCCCGGUCAGAAUCAAACUUCCCGUGCCGCCCCGGCCGCUUCCUGUACCCAUCGUACCCCCCAGCACCAGUGAGCCAAUCGUGUUGGAGGACUGAGCGAUGUUCCAGUAGACCACAUUCAUUGCCAGAGCAUGUUAAACCCGCCAUCGUCAGCUGUUCUUCUUUAUUCCUCGUCUUCUGUUGUCCCCCCAGAUCCCAUACGCACACCACGCUCAUGUGCUCGGGAUGAUGACGUACCGCAUACUCUUACACCAGCAUACACCACACUUCAUAGCGUUUUACUCCCAGUGUUAUAGUUUAAGGGUUCGGUGCCCUGCUGUCCCGUUGCUUUUUUUAAAAAUUGCAAAUACUUUUAACUGUGUAAUUUAAAGCAAAUCAUGUUCAUUCUAAGAUGGUGGAAAAGCACACUUUAUUUUUCUCCAGUUCUGUCGUUAUUUGUAUAAAUAUUAACAGGAUUUUUCAAGAGUUUGAUUCUUGUGUGUAUGGAAAGUGGGAUUCAAAUGUGUGAGGGAGUACAUGGUCUUUUUACCAUCAUUUUCUUAAUUUCUUAGGUUGCUUAUGUUAAAAACAAAAAUCACACUUUUUCAUGCUAUAUAGACAAAUAAAUGAUUGCGCUGCUCAUUUUAUUUCAGCCAGUACUUGUGGUUCCAGCCUUUCAGGCCUAGCUGAAUUGUGGAAAGAUGGUAUCAUGAAAUGCGUUGCAGCAAAAGUAUUGCUCGCCAUACAAGCAGAUCUGCAGUCGAGUUGGUGUUUAUUGAUAACAACCUGGUUUCUCAAACUCAAAUUUUUUUUUUUGUGUGUGUGAUCAUGGAUCCAAAUCUCCUGCAGUGUAGCUACUCCAGUCAGUGAUAUUUGAAGGUCUCGUAGGUCUUAGUAUGAACAUACGUUUGAUGACUUAGGAAGGAUUCUGGUUGCAGUAAAGUGUUGAAGGUGUUCAUGAAUGUAAGGCAAAUCUUGGUUUGAGGUGGUUGGAUGUCGCAAUAAGUUUGGCCUGUUUUGUACCUCAAUAAUUGAGCCUUUUCCAUGUAUGACAUCAUGAACAAAGCCAUAAAAGUUUGUUUUCCACGUCUGCUCUUUUUCCAAACAUGUUGACGCACUCGCAUUUGUGUUAUAAAGGUCUUGUGGGCUACUGGGAAGAUAAUGUUAGCAAUUGUAGAUAAUGAGAGGGAAGAGAUGUUUUUGGGUUUUUCUAGUAAUGACUCGAUUAUAGGCUGAUAUUGAUGCAUAUUUCCCCCUCAAGUUUUUUUUAUUUCAUUAUUAUUAUUAUUAUUAUUUUUUUUUUUUUUUUGUGCAAACUGGAUCCAGUGAAAUGGAAAAGAUGUUUUGGAGUUUUCCUAGACAUGGCUCAACUAUAGGCUGAUAUUGAUGCAUAUUUUUGCCUUAUGAUUAAGCUUUUUCUUUUUGAGCUGAACGGUUGGGCUUUUUUGACACACUUCCUGGCUUGUUGAGAUUAGUCAACACAAAAUUUCAUUGUAAAUCGUUCCCCCGAUUAGGGGUUUUGUAAUGUUUCUUAAACAAAUGGAGCGUGCACUGCACAUUAAAGACACAAAUAAAUGUUAACAUGUCCCCUUUUAAUUGUCACCUGUUUUUUAUAUUCAUGACCCCACAAUGUUUUGGCAAAGCUUUAAAAAAAAAACCAUGUUAACAUUGAUCUCCAUUAUGGGAUAGAGUUGGGGGAGGGAAGACUGGUUGAUUUUAGGGUUUGAUUCAAGGAUGUGAAGGAUUUCAGUUUUGUAUAUCAAUGAGAAAUUUCUUUCAACUCACAACUCAAACUUUUUUUUAAUAUUCCAGUGUCUCUGUAUCCUUUAAUGUAUCUUGUGAUAAGAAAAUAAAGAUCUUUUGUUUGUGGUCCUGA
Onychostoma macrolepis is the source of this 4182-nucleotide messenger RNA. It is a transcript of the gene mta2, whose product is annotated as metastasis associated 1 family, member 2. The transcript is spliced from 18 exons. Gene Ontology annotation, molecular function: histone deacetylase binding; chromatin binding; transcription coactivator activity. NCBI's taxonomy places the organism in Eukaryota, Metazoa, Chordata, Actinopteri, Cypriniformes, Cyprinidae. Gene Ontology annotation, cellular component: nucleoplasm; NuRD complex. Gene Ontology annotation, biological process: negative regulation of transcription by RNA polymerase II. Bases 432 to 2423 code for a protein of 663 amino acids. The record is from RefSeq and is a predicted model, not a curated record.